Messenger RNA from Diachasma alloeum, 2997 nucleotides. RefSeq lists its product as uncharacterized. NCBI's taxonomy places the organism in Eukaryota, Metazoa, Arthropoda, Insecta, Hymenoptera, Braconidae. The record is from RefSeq and is a predicted model, not a curated record. The transcript is spliced from 2 exons. Bases 1 to 2997 code for a protein of 998 amino acids.
AUGGCAACUCUCGAAGCGCUAAUCUCGCUGCAGAUGACACGUGGAUCCUUUAUCGAAGGCAUUUACACGGAGUCACAGGAGGAGAGCAUCCAGCAGUUCGGCGUGACGGCUCUGGAUUCCAAGCUCAUCAUGCUGGAAACGUAUUGGGCGAAGCUGGAAGCGUCCCAUGAGAAACUCGUCGGCCAGAAGAUCGAGAAUUUGACCUCUCUCGAUUAUUUUAAGAAUCAGGUCUUCGAUGUCGCGCUUAAGCAUUACGCUUCAGGUAGAGUAGCGCUGCUGCAGCUGUUGGAGAAGAAGGGGGCUCCUAACCUCAACCAAUCGGUUCGAGUUCCUGGCGACGCGCAACUACAGAGUUCAACGCGCAGAGCUCUUCUGGAGAUUGAAUUGCCGAAGUUCCCUGGAGUGUAUAAGGAGUGGAGGCCAUGGAGAGACCUUUUCCAUUUGCUGGUCGGGAAUAAUCUGGAGAUUCCUGGGGUCGAGCGAAUGCACUACCUCCGUCUGUGUCUCUCCAAUGAGCCGUUGAAGCUCAUCUCUAAUUUGCCCGUCUCUGAAGAUUCCUUCGGCAUCGCAUGGAGAAUCUUGGUCGAUCGAUACGAGAACAAGCGCUUAUUGAUUACAGCUCACCUUGACCAGCUUCUCAAUCCUGCUCCGAUGAAGACGCACGGUGCCUCAGACCUUAAUUUAUUGACGAGCUCCGUUUCUGAGGCACUCAGUACGCUCAAAGCACUGGAUCAGUCAACGGAACAUUGGGGUCCAAUCGUCGUCCACGUGCUCACUCGUCGCUUAUCCAACAAGCUUCGUGAGGCAUGGGAAAAUAAAAUCGGAGCAUCGACUGGGUAUCCGACGCUUGAACAUCUCCUCGAUUUCCUACAAGGUCGUUCACGAGCCAUGGAGACCUUGGAGGUUGGGUCUUCGGUGCAUACAUCGAACGACGCCUCUCGUCCUUCGCAGCCCAGCGUCCAGACUCGUUCGAUGACCAAGAGUAGUGCCAAGGUCAAUCAAGCCUCGGUGUCUUCGCAUGCGCAGCAGUCAGCCCAGAAAUCUCCCAGUCCAGCGCAAAUACAGUCCACAAAGUCGACGUCCUGGGCCGACGCGGGCUAUCCUUGUUCCUAUUGCAAGAUGGAUCACUACAUCGCUUCUUGCAGCGGGUUCAAGUCGCUUCUUCGUACAGCAAGGAAGGAGGUUGUCGAACGACUCUACCUGUGCUACAACUGUCUGGGGAAGCACAGUCUCAGAGUCUGCCAGACCACUCGAACGUGCAGGACAUGCCAGGAGAGGCACCAUUCCCUGCUGCAUUUUGAUCGCGCUCGUCGUCCAGCUCAACGUGGUCCAGCAUCUCAAGUCCCUCGCAACGAUGCAGGAGCUCAGCGCCCGAGUGCUUCUGCUCCAUCGACCAACGUGCCUGUCGUGACGUACACUCACACCGGAGUGAGACGAUCAUCGUUUGGGACAACGUCCGGCGAAGUACAUCUCACGCUGCAAUCGAUCCACUCAGAAGAACGCAUUGAAAUUACAGCUCACUCCCUUGAACGUCUCACCUCAACGCUACCGUCCUUCUCAGCAGAGGGCCUUAAGUGGGAUCAUAUCGAGGGUGUAGAGCUUGCUGAUCCUCAUUUCCGAGUCUCUGCACCAAUUGACCUUCUCGUCGGUGCUGAUGUUGUUGGUCAGGUCAUCAAGCCCAACGUGAUCAGAGGAGGGGUUCAGGCUCCAGUCGCUCAACUCACCAGCUUUGGCUGGAUUGUUUACGGGCCAGCGGGACCUGAUCAACCAACAUCUUGCUCUUCUCAUCACCUGAGCGUAUCGAACGACGAGCUCAACGACCUUCUCACGAAGUUUUGGGUUCAGGAGGAAGUUCCUGGGCAGGCUGACGCGAAUCUCUCAACGGAAGAAUUAGAGUGUGAACGCCACUUCCGUCAGACUCACUCAAGAGAUAGCUCAGGUCGAUAUGUCAUUCAUUUGCCCUUCUCAGCCCCAGUUUCGUCAUUACGGAGUGCCUAUCGUCCAGCGCUAGCUUGUCUUCAUCGUAUGCUUGCUAGAAUCUCAAAAGAUGCGCACUUUCUCCAGCUUUCCUCUGACUUUCUGAAAGAGUAUGAGGAUCUCGACCAUAUGAGAUUAGUAACUCGCUCGACUCAUCGCUCGACUCGCUCUUCGUCUUCGGUUCAGGCGGAUUUCGCUUGUCGUUCUGACGAGACGACCUUAGCACAUGAAGCGCAAGCUUCAGGAGGGUUGAGGGUCUCUGAAGGGCUUCAGGUAGGACCGUCUGACGCUCAAAGGAGUUACUAUCUACCUCAUCAUGGUGUAGUCAGAGAGAGCAGUGAAACGACGGAACUGAGAGUAGUGUUCAAUGGAUCAGCGGAGACCAGUUCAGGAAACUCACUCAACGACAUUCUCCACACAGGAGCCAAGUUGCAGAGGGAUAUCUCGGACGUGCUGCUUUGGUCAAGACAGCACAUAGUCAUCUUCAUGACGGACAUCACCAAGAUGUUCCGCCAGAUUAGAGUUCACGAAGAUGACUGGCCCCUGCAGCAGAUUCUAUGGACCGACUCAAGUGGAGAACUAGUCACGUAUCAACUGACAACAGUCACAUACGGCACGAGAUCAGCUCUGUUUCUCGCAAACCGUGUUCUUCUUCAGCUGGCUGAGGAUGAAGGACAUCGGCUCCCUUUGGCCGUCUCGCCUAUCGUGAAAGGAAGAUACGUUGACGACAUCUGUGGAGGUGCGGACACGCAUAACCAGCUCGUUAGGACCGCGCAAGAAGUUCGUUAUCUCUGCGCUGCUGGAGGAAUGCCUCUGGCAAAAUGGCAUAGUAAUAGUCCAGCGCUACUCCAGUGGCUCGCUCCUGAUAGUUCCUCCAAUGACCAGCGAGUUUAUGAGGAUUCCGAGACCCGGAUUCUUGGCUUGUCGUGGCAGCCCAGCUCGGAUAACUUCGUCUUCUCAAGUCGGACCAGCGAUGAAUCGAAGGUUUCUAAGAGGAAUAUCCUCUCAGAGAUCGCUUAG